Astyanax mexicanus (Mexican tetra) is the source of this 11176-nucleotide messenger RNA. RefSeq names its product Rho GTPase activating protein 23a (gene arhgap23a). Lineage: Eukaryota; Metazoa; Chordata; Actinopteri; Characiformes; Acestrorhamphidae. Gene Ontology annotation, biological process: signal transduction. The transcript has 24 exons. The record is from RefSeq and is a predicted model, not a curated record. Gene Ontology annotation, molecular function: protein binding. The coding region runs from base 923 to 6511 and encodes 1862 amino acids.
CAGCAGUGUGUUACAGUCAGUUAGUGUGUCUCUGGGUGAGCUUUUCCAGCCGGCACUUUUGGAUUUACUCUCCUGCCACGUGCCACACACACACACACACACUCACUCGCGCGCACACACACACGUACACACACACACUUACUAGCUCGUGCACACAUCUGCCACCCAGGAGUCUCUGGUCUUCAGCCGGGAAUUGCUUUCAUCUCUGGAUGUGCCACUGCAGUCGGAACACAGCAGUCUGCCGGUCUACGUGUUCAUGUGGGUGUGUGUGUGCAUGUGUGUGUGGACACUGCUGAAGUUCGGAGCCUGCCGGAGUGGUAUGAAACUUGGUGGAUUACGUGUGGAAUGCUGAGAGACUCCAGUCAAGGAAAAAAAAAGGCCAAUGUGGAAUAUUUGGGAAUGUUGAGCAGUGAUUGGAUUUUUUUCCGUAUUUUCCAGUGAUGGUUUUGGCUCAGGAAGCAGGAGAUUCACAUUUAGCUUGACUGAUCAUGUUUUUAAAGAAUUCUUCCCAUUUUUCAUGGAAUACAUGCAUUAAGGUGUGAAACUUGAACUCCACAACUCCAAAACUGACCCUCCACAAGACUGACCUACUGUUGAUGGACGCUGUGGCAGUGUGUGAGCGGCUGUAUUUAUAUUGUGUGUGUGUGUGAGAUUGUGUGUGUAUGAGGGGGGUUAAAAUGCAUCAACUUCAUUCAUAAAUUCAUAAAAAACUCUGGAUAACUCUGAAGUUAUAUUACUUUACCAUCAAUUUCAGUGUAAAUGAUUCCGAAUCGAUUUAAAAUAACUAAAACUGAUCAAAUAGAAUAUUUGUAAACUUAAAGAUUCUGUCUAAAAUAUGUAAAAUGAUGCAUUGAAUCAUUUAUUAAGAAUCCUAAUUCGAAAAUUGGAAAAUUUUCACCCCUAGUGUGUGUGAGUGUGUGUGAUGUGGGCAGCUGGUGGCUUGCCCAUGGCGAUUCCAGCAGCAUGUCCGCGAGUGUGUGUUUCUGAGUGGAGUUUUCGGGAUGCUGUAGGGGUGGACUGUAGCGCCCCUGAGCCGCGCUGCAUCUGGGUUGCCGUGUUACGGAGUGAUGCGCCCAACACACACACUCCACACACACCUGACGUCGGAGGGGGGCGACCUAGCAGAGCCCCUCAUAGAGUGCCACGCGAGAUUAGGGCAAAGGGGCGAAGAGAUGGGACCUCAUCAUCCAGUGAGAACCCUCGACCGGUGGUGGUGGGCGGGUCUGAUGGGAGGGGCAUGUCCUGGCAGGGCCCGCGGACACUGUUGCUCCAAAAGAACUCUCAGGGCUUCGGCUUCACCCUGCGCCACUUCAUCGUGUACCCGCCCGAAUCUGCCCUGCACACCAGCCUCAAGGAUGAGGAAAAUGGAAAUGAAAAGGGCCUCCAGCGGAGUCGACUGGAGCCGAUGGACACCAUAUUCGUGAAAAAUGUGAGGGAGAGAGGUCCCGCCCACCAGGCCGGUUUGUGCACAGGUGACCGGCUGGUAAAGGUGAAUGGAGAAAGUGUGUUGGGUAAGACGUACUCCCAGGUGAUAGCACUCAUUCAGAACAGUGAGAGUGUAUUGGAACUCUCCAUUAUGCCAAAGGAUGAGGACGUGCUGCAGCUGGCGUACUCUCAAGAUGCCUACCUGAGAGGGAACGAGCCGUAUAAAGGAGGAGCCCAGUGUCUCCCUCCACCGCCUCCUCUUUGCUACCCCCCACGUUCUAAAUCUCAGCCUCCCACAAGUCACACCUCCUGCCCCACCUCUUCUCGAGUCCAAAUGGGACAGAACCAACUUGACAACUGGAGCCGCUGGCCCGGCUCUACGUCCUCUGGCCCUUCCCCACCACUCGACAACCGGAUCACUGUCCCUGCCCAUGCUACUGUCUGGGCGGCAGAGGGGCGUGCCUGUGACCCGGGAGGUGUGGGACACAGUAGCCCUGCACAUCGCACUGAAGAGAUUCGGUACGGGAUGACUGAUAGGGGGCAGCAGGCGAUGGGACAAAUGAGAGGACGUACCUACUCGUCUUCUUCUUCCUCAGGGGGGGCCUUAGCAAGCCCGCUGCACCAUGGUCCCUAUGGCAACUAUGGUGUUGGUACUGCACAAGGAUGGGCUAGCCCACCGCAGCCCACGCAUACACCCCCAUCUAGCCACAAUGAACGCACCCAACAAGCCCUUAGCAACUGGUACUAUAGUCAGGUUAACGAGCGGGAGCGGGAAAGACCCAGCGUCCGCUCGUUGCAUCCUCGGCACCGCAGCUUCUCGCAGGACCGUCUUGGGGAAUUUAACCGGACAAGACGGACCCAGAGGUCUGAUUUUCCCCACAGUGUCUCUCAGGACACCCUGCUUUACUUGCAGCAGCCAGGUCCUGGGGCCCGUGGUCACUGGCAGGGCGAGAACAUCCCUAUUUCGGCUUUUAACUGCACAAGAUCUGAAAACCUGCUCCAAACAAGGUACGGACAUUCAGGGCGCUCGCUGGAGGCUCUGGACCGAGCACCCAGCGUGCUUUCCCCAUGCCAAGAGAGGCCAUCCUGGGGUGGCCACCAACCGCAGUCUAGGGCUGAAGCCUAUCAGAGGCAGAGCACUCAAUACAGCCUUGCACAGACACCCCCAGGUGCCCGACACACACAGGCACCCCAACACGAACAGAAACGGACUAAACCCCUAGUUUCCCAGCACCCAUCGCAGCAUCAAAACCUCCCAUACUCACCCCAGCACUCAACACAGGCCCCUCAGCCGCAGCAGGCCAUGCCCCAGACCCGCCGCCUGCCGUCCUGCCAGAGCCUGGACGAGCAGCCAAUGUCCAUGGGCUACCGCAGCUACAGCCCUUCCUUUAACCGCAAGACAGGACGCAUCCUGCAGCAUGCCCACUCCUUCCGGGACCCAUCCUACAUGGGCCCGGCCCUCAGCUGGACACCCACGCCCAAGACCAGUCCACCAGAGGGUGUAGCCCCUCCCUCUGCCCCAUCCCCUGCACCACCUACCAGCUCUGCCACACCCACGGCCCCUGAAGGGCAGGACAGAACUCACCGGCCGACCAACCACGAAAGAGAGGGUGGAGAAAUAAAGGAGGUUCAAGCCCAGGUACAGGAGGUGGUGCUGCGGCAGAAGCCACCAAUGGGGAGAAGGGGCGGCAACACAAACCGGCACCCACAUUACGGAAUGGCUAUAGAAGACGACGACCCUCUUCUCUUCACAUCUGACCCAACGGAAGCACCGCCCAAAGCCGAAAGUACCAUCUCCCAGCGGCGUUCCAAUGGUAAUCUAGCACCACUAUCUGUGGAGGAUGACUCGCUGGCCUCUAUCCCCUUCAUUGAUGAGCCGACCAGUCCGGGUGUGGAUUUGCGGGCGUGUCACGUCCCCGCCUCCUCCGUCGUGUCCAGUGGGCUUAAAUCGGCCCCUGCUGUGGCCGCCAGCCCGGCCUCCCCCACCUUCACCUUCCCCCUCAGCCGCCUCUUCUCCCACGACUGCAGCAGUAUUAAGUCUAGUCGUCGCUCCUCCUACCUGUUGGCCAUCACCACUGAACGCUCCAAGUCAUGUGACGAAGGGCUCAACACCUUCAGAGACGACAGCCGAAUCUUCACGAGAUUACCAAAGAGAGUAAAGAGCUUCUUUGGUGACGGGUCUCUGGAGAGCCUGAAAGCUGCUGAAGAUGCUCGCUCUAAACGACACUCCACCUCAGAGCUGGGCAGCUUCAACUACAGUGACGUCAGGAGAGAGGGCUGGCUGUACUACAAACAGAUCCAUACUGAGAAGGGCAAGAAGGUGGGCAGUGCCAUGCGUCCCUGGAGGCGGGUUUUCUCGGUGCUGCGCUCUAAUUCACUCUACCUCUACAAAGACAAACGGGAGGCGCUGCUGAAGGGCUCUUCCCUGGGAGGCGGGUCAGAGGAUGAGCAGCCUAUCAGCAUCCGGGGCUGCCUGGUGGACAUUGCGUACAGCGAGACGAAGCGCAAGAACGCACUGCGGCUCACAACGCAGGACUUCUGCGAGUACCUGCUGCAGGCUGAGGACCGGGACGACAUGCUGGACUGGAUCAAAGUGAUUGGGGAGAGCAGCAAGACUGACAGCGAGGAAUUGGGUUUCUCCAGGCAAGCUCUCAUCAAUAAGAAGCUGAAUGACUACAGGAAACAGAGUCCAACAGGCAACAAGCCGGACUCCUCUCCACGAGUGCCACGCAUGAACUUCCUGCUCACCAAGCCUGACAACAGCAGCGCACCCCCACGCUCCCCCAAACACGAGGGCAAAGAGGAGAGUAGUCCUCCCAAGUCUCCAUGGGGCAUCAACUUCAUGAAGAAGGUGAAGAAGGCGGGGCCUAAAGCUUUUGGAGUCCGUCUGGAAGACUGCCAACCUGCUGCAAGUAACAAGUUCAUUCCUCUAAUUGUGGAGAUCUGCUGUGGGCUGGUGGAGGAGAUGGGUCUGGAGUACACGGGUAUUUACAGAGUUCCAGGGAACAAUGCUGUAGUGUCCAGUCUACAGGAGCAACUCGAUAAGGGCAGUGACAUUAACACUGCCGAAGAGCGGUGGCAGGACCUGAACGUGGUGAGCAGUCUGCUCAAAUCUUUCUUCCGCAAACUCCCAGAACCCCUCUUCACUGACGACAAAUACAAUGACUUCAUUGAGGCCAACCGUAUGGAGAAUGCCAGUGACAGGCUGAAGACCUUGAAGAAACUGAUCCACGACUUGCCAGAUCAUUACUUCCACACCUUAAAGUUCCUUGUUGGUCACCUGAAGACAGUCGCCGACCACUCUGAGAAGAACAAGAUGGAGCCACGUAACCUGGCGCUGGUGUUUGGUCCUACUCUUGUGCGAACCUCGGAGGACAACAUGACGGACAUGGUCACCCACAUGCCUGACCGCUACAAGAUUGUUGAGACUCUCAUCCAACAUUAUACCUGGUUCUUCAGUGAAGAACACGACAAGGAUGAAAAGACGCCAGUGGAUACAGAGGAUGUUCAGCCUGCCCCCAACAUAGAUCACCUCUUAUCUAACAUUGGCCGAACUGGCCUGCUAGGAGAUGCCUCAGACUCAACCAACAGUGAUUCAGCAAAAUCAAAGGGCUCUGGAGGGUCGAAACGUGACCUCUCAGCAAAAGACUUUCUGACCACACUGUCCAUCAUGUCCGCUGUGGCUCGCAGGCGCAGAAAACGGCCCACAGCCAACCUACUGGGCAGCAGCACUGACGACGACUCUGAGCAAGAGCCAAUCAGAGCGGGCCUGACAGCAGAAGCAGAGGAGAAGGAAGCAGAGCUUAUUCAGCCGGACACCGCUCCGUGUGCCGAGGCAGAGGAGGUCGAGGAUGAAGAAGAGGACGAUGAAGAGGAGGAAGAAGAGGGAGACACGGAAUGUGUUCAGAAAGAACAGCCCUCUCCCAGCAUGCCCUGCAGAGAGGAGUCUCAAUCGGUGCUACUGAGCGAGGAAGAGGACCAGAGGACAGACGCCAAGAGGCCAGGUGGCUGGCGAGGCGAAGAUGCACGCUCUAUCGUCUCGGGUUACUCCACCCUCUCCACCCUGGGGCGGAGCUUAGCCUCAGAGGGGAGGGGCGAGGACGCGGAUGACGAACAGAGCGAACUGGUGAGCGAGACGGACAACGAAAGUGGCUUCGCCUCGCGCUCGCUUACUCAGGAGCGCCCAGAGAAACACACGUCCACGCCUACAUCUCCCCAACGUGCACACACCACACACACCUCACCAGGACCAACUGCUCCACGAAGCUUUCUCUACUCAAACUACAAAUCGCCCACACUGAGUCCCGCACCCGAGCCCACUUCUGCUCCUACAAACUCCAAAUCCCUGACUCCUGAACCUACGGAAAGGGUCAGCGAGGGAACGGCACGUUCCUCCACCCCCUCAACCUCUUCCUACUCAUCCUCCGCCUCCCAGCGCCUCCACAGCCGGCCCUCGUUCAACUCCCAUCGCCUCAUCCAGUGCGACACUUUGGCUCGCCGCAGGCUAAAGUCCGACAAAGCUAAAGCUCGCUCUCUGGACCUUCUGGAACUGUCCAGCACUUCAACCACAGAGAACGAAGGACAAGCCAGUAUUGGCCAAACAAAGACGCAAAUUCCCAACUUCUCCCUGUCACCUUCCCCAUCCUCCAGAACCAAGCUGAACCCAGGCAGCGAUCCAGAAAGUUCCCCAGCCCCCACUCUCCCUAGUGAGGGUCGUUUCUUUGCCCCAAGUGGAGCCACCCUGGCGGAGCAGGUGAGGGCACGGCUUCUAGGUUCAGCCGAGGACUUGCGGGCUGCUAGCCUGAGGAAGCCAAUCUCUCCCGAGACGCGCCGCAAGAGGCGGGCCUGGAGGAGGCACACUGUGGUGGCCUCGCCAACCGACGCCUCCACCAAAUCCCUGCCCCUCACUUCUGUUGUAGCUGCUGCCACCGGCAACAACAACAACAACAAACCUCCUGUGCCGCCUCCCAAACCACCUGGGAUUGUUGGCCGUCCCGGAGCACAGAUCGUUCCUCCGAGCCCGGAGGCCGACGCCCACUCUGCACGCCGGGCUCCGCCUACCUCCCGUUUCCACGAAUGCCUGUGACAGCAGAGGCAAAUGCUCAAAAUACAGUACAGCAUAUGGCUGCGGCCACCACUCCCACUUCCAGCUUACCAGCACUCCCACUUCCAGCUUACCAGCACUGCUCCGGUUUAGAUGUGCACUCUUGCAGCUCUCUAGUUCUCUAGUUCAUGUUGUUUGGUUAAAUUAUUCUUUAAAUACAAUGCUUAAUAUAAUAUUGUUUAAGUUAUGCUAAGGUAGCAGUGUUGGUCACUAUUUUCAGGGUUGAAAGGGCUACUUUAAAAAUAUGUACAGAUAAGAGAUUUCUACAGAUUACCUGAAGAAAAAAGGUAUAAUCUUAAAAAUAAAAUCAAAACAAGAGAAACUUGGGAGAGUUAUAUAAAAUAUAAGUAAAGACUUAUAAUAUUCUUUGCUACUAACUGGAUAGCCCUCUUGAGUGUACAUCACUCACAUAACUUUCAUUCUAGAGCUCUAAAAUACACAGGAUAAGCAAUAGAUAUGCUGGUUAGCUUUUUUCAACAUGCUUUAGGUGGGCCUGAGAGUGGUGCCUGCCGCCAUAUUGGACUCAACAUCACAAUGAGAGAUUGGAGCAUUGGAGUUUUGUAACCUCUGGGUUUUGUUUUUACCAGGAUAAGACUACACUUUUAGGACUACAUGUGUGUAAAUGGUCUCAGAGUUCGGUCCUGAGCAUCUGCCUCCCUUCUUUCUCCUUUUUCCACAGGGGUUCUUUGUUUUUAGUGUUGCCAAAGUCCUACUUCCUCUGCUUCUCAGUCUUAAGACUCUCUUUCUGAUUGUGUAUCUUAAAGGUGGGAGGAACUUGGCGGAACAAAAGCUGCUUUGUGAUGGACAUACCUACACUUUUAGGGUGUUUUCACACUUUUAGGCCUGUAGUUUGUUUGGAACAAUUUGGUGCUGUUGUUUUUGUCCACAUCUGAGUGUGAUUACUGUGUUCACUCUUGGCCAAACAGUCUUACUGAACAGAGUCUGGAUUAACUGGAUUAAAUACUGCAGGUGUGAAAACAUCCUUAAAUGUUUGGUAUGGUUUUUUUUUCAUCUAGCAAAAUAUUGCUGUCACAUAAAAUCCUGUAUCUCAAUUUUUGCUGGGUUUUUGUUUGCUUUUUGACAUAAUAAUGUUAACCUGUUUGUUCUUUACAUUGUGUCAAACCUCCAUUAUGAUUGGAUCAAUUCAAAUAUUUUCCAUUGACUUCCAUUCCUUCAAAAGUUUAUAAGCCAUUCAUUCCAUUCCUAUAAGCCAUUUUUAUCUCCCAAAUUUUGGAGAUACAAGGUUUUUAAGCAUCACAGUAACGAAAUGCAGAAGCAAUAUCAUUGAGGUGAUGCUGGAAUAAGAACAUUCUCAGCAGUUCCUUCCAUCUUCAAGAUGCCUCCUCAGAAGAAAGAUUUUUAGCGUGACUGAACUGUCCCUUUAUUACAGUGUGUUCUAAAGGGGCUGGUAACAAACAUGUUGUCAUGUCAUGUUUUAUUGAACUGCCAACAUUCUUGCCACACACUCGCCAUAGACCUCUGAUGUUCAAGCAACACCAUGCCCUUAUAAGGACAUCUCCUUCAGCUAGUUUUACCUAUGGGGAAAAAAACAUUAAUGCCAUUUUUGAAAAUGUUCCAAACUAAAAAAUAUUUUUUUCCUCAAAUGUAACUGGAUUAUCUGAAUGACAGGGUUGAUAAAGGGCUGAUCAUUUGAAAUAUGAAGUUCAACAACAAGCUAUAGGUAUGUGUGGGUAUACAAUAGGUAUGUGUGGGCCCUCAUACAAGUAGUGUUAUACUGGAAACUGAUAAAUUAGAAAUCUGAACCCAGAUAAAACCCACUAAUCUGAACACAGGUAUAGACUAUAAUAUUGCAAGAAAGAUAGAGAGAGAGAGAGUGACAGAUAGGGAAAGAGAGAGAGAAAGAAAGAGAGAAAAAAGACAGAAAGAGUGUGACAGGGAGUGCAAAAGAGAGAAAUAGAGAGAUCCUGUAGAUUUUACAAAGAAAUUGAAAGUAAAUAAAGACAGUUCUACUGCAUGAAAAGUCUGAUGUAGUUUGUGAUGAAUUAGCCAGGCACUUAACUAGUCUGUAGUCUUACACAUGGAUUCUAACAUCAGGUAGACAGUUAGUUUUUGUUCGUAAUCCAAAUCGGGUUGAUGUCAAAACCGAACAUUUGGCAGACAUUGAAGUCUGGUUGGAAACGAAAGACCAACAAAGUCCCAUAUCUGUCAAACAGCAACAUUGGGUUGAUCUUAAGCUUUAAUAUUAGAGAAGCAUUGAAUUUUGCCUCUCAACAUUGGAUGGACAUUAAGCUCCAAUAAUUUUAGACAUGUUUUAAAUGUGUUUGGAAAUCCCUAACCUAAAGUUAUAUAACCAUCAGUAUAACCAUCAGUUAUAUAAAACCAACAUUGGAUUGACAUUAAGCUACAAUAAUAGACAGACAUUGAACUUUGGUAUGACAUCUAAGUUCUGUUUCAGUCAAACAGCAACACUGGGUUGAUAUAAAGCUUGGAUUUUUGUUGGAAAUUAAAAUCCUAUAUGCAACAAAAAUCUGCAUUAGGCUGACAGUAAGCUCCAACAUUAAACAGACGUUGAAUUUUACUUAAAAACCAAGGUCCUGUAGUUGUCAAAACCCUAGAUUAUGUUAAUCUCAAACUCCAACGUUAGACAGACAUUGGAAAGCCAUUUAUUGGCUAAAAAACAAAAUUGGGUUGACAACAUCAAGUUUCAUUAGGCUGAUGUUAAAGUUUAUAUUAAGUAUCAACUUUAGACAGAUGUUGAAUUUGUUUGGAAACCUCUAACCCAAUGUUAAAUAACCAUCAAAAAACAACAUUGGAUUGACAUCAAGCUCCAGCAUUUAACAGAUGUUCAAUCUUAGUUGAAAGUCAGAGUCCCAUAACUGUCAAAAACCAAACCAACGUUGUACAGACAUUGAAUUUUUGUAACUUAGCGCUAUGACUUAAAACUGACAACAUAUAAACAUCUAACAACAUAGGAAAUUCAUGUCGUGUAAAUGUGUUGGAUUUUUGUUCCUCAUUCGUAACACUUUAAAGUACGUAAUUUAUGUCAGUAUGACAUAUGAUGUAAUGGCAUGCAACUUUUGGAAGAUGUUGGAUUUUGGAUACCUAGCAUCACAUCAAAUUAACAUAAUGCCAUUAGUCAGUGUACUGAUGAUACAUUUUAGUCAAUUAACAUCACUAUCAACAUCCAACAAAUGUUGGUGUCAACCUGGGGUAGUGAAGAGGCUUUGACAGUAAUAAGUUUAAUACUUAGGUUGAGUGUUGCACAUAAGUGUUGCAAGCAUGCUUGUAGCAUAUUAGCAUUAGCAUUAUUAUGUAACAUGUUUAAUAUUUGAAUUUUAACAACUAAACAAUCUUAUCAUUCAGAGGCUACGACCACAUUUCAGGGGAAUGAAGUGCAAAAAUUAAAAAUUAUGUGUGGAAAUAUGGGAUUUGUUUUUUGUUUCCCAUAGAUAAAACCAGCUUAUAGCAAGAUUUUCUUAUAUGGGCAUGGCACAGACUACAAACUACAGACUACAGUCAAUGUUCAGGUUCUUGGGUGCUUUGGUGCUGUGUACUCUCUGUAGCUGUAGUGACACAGGAAAAAACCCAUAACUGUUCUCUUAGUGCGUUCAUUCCAUGGAGGACAAUGCCAAAUUCCGCUUCCCAGAUCGGAAUUGUAGACCUGAGUUUUGGAAAUUCACUUGGGACACUUUUUAUGUCUCUGUGACGAUGCUGCCUGGUCAUGGGUCCAGGCCUGAGACAUAUAAUGAGGGUACAUUACCAACACACACAUAUACACAUACACAAACACACAUACACACAUUCUUUAAACACACAUUAUCAGUGAACGUAAUCCGAGUACUGAUACAGUAUUACUGAGAGUGUUUGCCAACAGGAAACAGAAAGUGUUGAAGCUAAAGACCAUUGAUUGACCCCACGCAUAACCUUAAUAAUAAUCUUAUCCCUUCAUGUUACGUGGAAAAGCUGCAAGACUAAAUGUGCUGCAUUCCUAACACACACAUGCAAACACACACUUAUAGGAUCUACACACACACACACACACAAACAAAUAGACCAAGCACACAUUUAAGUGCUUGGUCAAAUCAAAUUCUUUUCCCACGUAAGUGUGUGUGAGUGUGUGUAUAUAUGUGUGUGUUUGCUCCUGUGUGAAGUCGUCUGUGUAAAGUGUGUAUGUGCAUUUGAACUAUUUUGUAACAUUUGUACAAAGCCUUGCUAAGUUAACCGUGUAAAUAUACAUAUAAUAUCAUAUUUGUUUUUAUGUUUUUUCUCUCUUUUUUUAGUUUUUAUAUGGUUUACAAAAAAGUGCACUUAGGUGCGCAGUCAUUUCUUUCAAGAUGUUACUUGAACAGUUUUUUCCUUAAUGGUUUUUCGUUUGUUUUGUAUACAGUAUAUUAUAAAAUCUAUAUUUUGUAUGAAUAUAAUAAGUACUUUUAUUUGGAAUUCUUGGAGUGUACCUGUUUUAAAACGAAGCAGAGCUAACUAAACUCCAGUAGACUGUUCUUGAUUUCCUCAUAAAUGGCCUUUCUCUGUGACUUACAAGUACUAUGCAGAACUCUGUACACCUCAAUGCAAAGAGACGACAAAAAAGAAAAAUUUUAACCUGCAAAAAAACAGUGUCUGUCCAACAGUGUGUCACACGCUAUAAUAAAUCUCUUAUUGCUGGGCAUUUCUGUGCUCUACCUCGCA